Messenger RNA from Macrobrachium nipponense, 683 nucleotides. RefSeq names its product cuticle protein AMP2-like. The transcript is spliced from 3 exons. NCBI's taxonomy places the organism in Eukaryota, Metazoa, Arthropoda, Malacostraca, Decapoda, Palaemonidae. The coding region runs from base 74 to 490 and encodes 138 amino acids. The record is from RefSeq and is a predicted model, not a curated record.
CUCUCUCUCUCUCUCUCUCGGAGUUUUAUCCUCGACCGGAUGAUGUGUAUAUAAAGAGCCGUGAUCAGUCGAGAUGCAGCAUCACUUGGCUCUCAGUCGUCUCAAGAUGAAGUUCGUCGUCGCUUUCACCUGCCUGGUCGCCGUCGCCGUGGCCGCUCCUCAGAGCGACCGCGACAGGAACGCUAACAUCAUCAAAGAUGAGAGAGUCGACCAGGGAGACGGAAACUUCAGGUACUCCUUCGCCGCCGACAACGGCCUCGAGACGGAGGUCGAAGGAGCCCCUGGAUCAGAGGGACAGAGCAACAUGCGGGGAUACUACCUCCUCCCCCUGGAUGGAGGCGGCUUCGCCCGCGUGGAGUUCGUCGCCAACGAGGUCGGCUUCCAGCCAGUAAGCGACGUCCUCCCCACCCCCCACCCCCUCCCUGAACACGUCCACGAACUCCUCAGGAUCGCCGAGAGACAGAGAGCCGAAGGAAUCACCUUCGAGUAACGACUUCGCCAGAAAUAUCUAGUCGGAUUUCACCCUCGUGGCCCUUGGUUCCCUCGUCCCGAAUGGUUCCUUCUUCCUCUUCGUCCCCUCAUUCCACUUCGUCAUCUUCUCCCUUCUCUCGCUGGAGAUCACAUUGUUUCCGUUGGAGUUUAUUGUAAUAUAGUUGAAGAAAUAUAUGCAAGCAUUCAGCAAA